Molecule: messenger RNA, 1037 nt
Organism: Paramecium sonneborni
Lineage: Eukaryota; Ciliophora; Oligohymenophorea; Peniculida; Parameciidae
Source: the annotation of a GenBank genome assembly
AUGGGAUGGCAGAAUUUAAUAGUGAAAAAGGAAUUCAUUUUAAAUCUCUUUUAUCGGAGCCAAUUUUGCAACUCUUAGAAUGGAUUGAAAUAGAGUUCCACUUCAUUCAAUCUUUAUUAUAGAAAAGAUAAAAGUGAGUAAAUCAAUAAGGUUAAGUAAUAUAAUCUAAAAAAAGUGCAAUCUGUAUCCUUUAGAAAUUUAAUUAAAGUCCAAAGAUUAGAUAAUACAAUUCAAGAAGAAUUAUAAAAGUUGGAAGUUCGGUAUCUGCACAUUAAUCAUCUAAUAGAGAAAAAUAAAGUUAAAUUAUAAUGAAUAGAUAACCAUCUGAAAUAAAACCAUAAUAUUAGAGAAUAUAGUCUAUCAUAAAAGCAACAACAAUAAUUCAUAACUUAAUGAACAUAGUUAUCAAUCGAAAAGUAAGGUAAUAUUAAAAAAAGUAGAAAGCAAAAGUAAUACAAAGAUAUCGUAUAAAGUAUUUAAAAAAGUUGUGUAAAAUUCUGUUCUAAUUGAAAAACAUUUUUUAGAAUAUUUUUAUCAUCCUGUCCUUGUUAGUAUGUCAUAUGCAUUAUAAGACAGGGGCAAUCUAUAUUUUAGGUUAUAUCUUAAUAAAUGGUAUUAUACAUAGAGAUUUAAAACAACUAAACCUAGCACCAGAGAAAGAUGGAUACAUGAGAUUGACUGAUCUAUAAAUGCACAUAUAAAUGAGAGAAACAAUGCUGGAGAUAUUACUGACAUCCAAAGUGAUGUGUAGAAUGAAUUGUUUUAUUGUUGCAGAUGAUUUUUCAUUAAGAGUUAUAACAUAUGAAUUAAUGCAUAUAAUGGUAGAACAAGAUAAGAUAUUCAUCUAAGUUAAAUAAAUAUAAGCAAGAAGAGAAGAAAGAGCUUAUUAUUGGAAUGAAAGGGAUAUUAUUUAGAUUAAUUUACUGUAAUACAGUCUAUAUUUAUUUAGAUACAGUUAAUUUAAUGUAAACCUGAAAGAAGAUUAAGAACUAAUGAUAUGGAAGAAAUACUGGCUCAAAGGAUUUAAAAUGGAAUGA